UACCUUGGUUUAAGAAUUUGAUUGCAUAUAUAAAGCAUGCGUGGCUGUGGUAAAGGAUAGAGAAGAAAACAUCAUAAUCAAAGUCAAAGAGUGUGCAUGAAUAGUUCAAUUUUUCAUGGUUUUGUUUUGAUUGGAAAAAAACAUUAUGGAUUAACAAUUUCAGUUUUGGAUAUGAAGAUGGGAGGAUCUUAUGAUGCAUCAUCAUGCAAUGGAGGAGAAGCAAGAAAUAAAAGUCUUCAAAUAAUUGAAUAUUCACCAUAUGAUCCAUCAUGCAUCAAAUUAUCAUUUUCAUUACCUUGGUUUGAUGUAAGAGUUUUUUAUGUAAGAGUUAGUGGAAUUCAAGUGAAUGAAUCCACACCACAAUUUCUAUAUCUUCAUCAUAUACCUUUAAGUCUUGAUACACUCUUAGAGGUAAAUGGUGUUAGAAGUAGCAUGAACAGUGAUGAAGAUUCUUCAAUUCUACGAAGGGAUAGAAUUGAUAAGAAAUCUGAACAAGUCACUUUUGUGAAUACAGAUAGUAUAAGAUUAAAUGGUAGCAUGAAGUUUGAGGUUUGUGAUAAAGAUCAAUGCAUUCUCUCCUGUGUUCUUGAGAUGAAAAAUCAUGAUAAUGAUAAGAGAUAUUGGAGUAUGAAUUGUGAAACAGAAAUGGCAUCUAAUAGUGGUUUUUUCAAAGGAAAACAUGUUUCUGUUCCUGAAAUUGAGGUUUAUGUUGCUGGUUGUUUCUCAGGAAAACCUAUAAUCUUAACUAGAACACUGCAGAUCAAUUGCAGGAAGAAGCAUAAUAGGAAAAUGUGCAUGUUGGAUGUGAUUCCAGAAUAUGAAACAUCUGAAAUUAAGAAAGAUGUCUGUGAUCAUGAUCAUGGACUUGAUUCACAGGUAACUGAGUACAGAAGCUUCAAACCAGAACAAGAAGAGCAUUACAACAACAUGUAUUGCCAAAGGGAAGGAUAUAUAGAUAUGGAAGAUGGUGAGCUAUCAUGGUUCAAUGCUGGAGUAAGAGUUGGUGUUGGAAUUGGACUUGGCAUCUUUGUAGGAGUUGGUAUAGGGGUCAGCCUCUUGGCACGUUCAUACCAAACAACUACUCGUAGUUUCAAGAGGAGGUUCAUAUAAUAUAACUCCUUCUGUAAGCUGAAAUUUAUUUGCUUGAUAGCUCAAAGUCAAUUACUUAUCUACCACUAGGUAGUGCGCAUUAUGUGUGAGUGUUGUAAAUCUCGAGAUACCGAGUUUGAUUCCUAGAUAUAAAAAAGGGCAACUACUUAGAAGUUCCCUUGUUUAGCACACAAUCUUUCAUUUUCUGUGCCCUUCAAAGGCUUUUAAAGAAAUGUUCUUGUUUUGUUUUGAAGGACAGUGGAAAAGUUUAAUUGUUGUCAUUGGAAUCAUAAAACACUUUGUAUGAAUGUGGUUCUAUUGCUAGGUUGUAAGUAGCAACCAAUGAAGAUUGACACAAAAUUCACACUAGUUUUAAUUUGAAUUCAAAUCCAAAUUUUCUCUUUAGUAGUCAAUAUGUAAAUUUCAUAGUAAAUUCUUGUUGGAAUUGAUGAUUCUUUCAUGAGAGUAAA
This is a messenger RNA of Medicago truncatula (barrel medic), 1559 nucleotides long. RefSeq lists its product as uncharacterized. Gene Ontology annotation, molecular function: phosphoglycerate dehydrogenase activity. NCBI's taxonomy places the organism in Eukaryota, Viridiplantae, Streptophyta, Magnoliopsida, Fabales, Fabaceae. The record is from RefSeq and is a predicted model, not a curated record. The coding region runs from base 97 to 1110 and encodes 337 amino acids. The transcript is spliced from 3 exons.